AUGAGUUCUGAAUCUGUUGCAGUAGUUUGUUGUCUAAGCUGUCUGUUACUGCCAAGUGUUGUUUUGCAGACAUCAGGGUUUUUCUCGCCAUAUUGGAUCAAACAGAAUUCAACAACAGACUGUUUCAGGGGGAUCUUCUCUACAGUAGAUUGUGAUGACUCUAUCAAAGGUCUCGGUGCCACCAUUUUAGGUCUUCAGUCUUCAGCUCUCAUCAUUAUUGCUCUUACAACAGUUGUUCUCUUGUAUACUGUAUGCCGUAAUAAAGACGACGAGGAAGAUGGUACUGGUUUUUGUGAUAAAUUUGGAUUGUGUUUGACAUUCCUAUAUCCUGUUGCAGGAAUCAUUAGUUUUGCUGGAUGUAUGCUUGUUGUCUCGAAUUACAAAAACCAUGAGAAAGGCUGGGGAUUUUACCUUUGUCUAGCAGCAUCGUGUUACGUCAUGAUUGAGAUCAUCAUAUGCUGCUGUGCACUGUGCAAACUAACAAGAUCAAAAGAGAACACGGAUCUUGAGAGUGGGCAAGGGAAUUCUGGUUAUGUUGGACAGGAAGUUGGCCAGGAAGUUGUCCAAUAUGGAGCAUCCGGUCACGACAACCAAAUAAUGUCUCCUUCCGAUGGGGGAGAGAUUAUUUUGACUCACGUGCAAGAGCAUCACCAAUUAGAAGUCAGUAGCACCGGGACGCUUUUAAUCAGGAAGCUGCAGGUCGCUAGAGUUUUCCACAUCAGCUGAAUGUCUUCUAUAUUGAAAAUCUAAUUCUUAUAGUCAAAAGUACAAUAAAUCUUACACGAAAAAUACUAGUGAUAUUUAUAGAAAAAAUAUCGAACAAAGAUUUUUUAUUCCC
Saccostrea echinata is the source of this 838-nucleotide messenger RNA. RefSeq lists its product as uncharacterized. The record is from RefSeq and is a predicted model, not a curated record. Lineage: Eukaryota; Metazoa; Mollusca; Bivalvia; Ostreida; Ostreidae. Bases 1 to 726 code for a protein of 241 amino acids. The transcript is spliced from 4 exons.